This is a messenger RNA of Aspergillus affinis, 2271 nucleotides long. It is a transcript of the gene chsD, whose product is annotated as chitin synthase D. Bases 1 to 2271 code for a protein of 756 amino acids. The transcript has 3 exons. Gene Ontology annotation, molecular function: chitin synthase activity. Gene Ontology annotation, cellular component: cell periphery; cell septum. The record is from RefSeq and is a predicted model, not a curated record. NCBI's taxonomy places the organism in Eukaryota, Fungi, Ascomycota, Eurotiomycetes, Eurotiales, Aspergillaceae.
AUGGCAGAAUCAUGGCGUACUCACGAUAUUGUGUAUCUAGCGGUUGUUACGCCGGUGCUUUUAGCGGCAGCCUUUGAGUUGCUUCUUUUGCUUGCUGCGUUCUUAUACUGUCUCGUCAAAGUUUUCCAGAAAGCGGAUCGCUGGAGCAGCCAGGUUCUUGCCGUUACUAUGAUGGUUCUUAUAUUGUUGUUCAGGGGCAUAUUUCUGCCGGUUCUGCUCUUUACAAUCCCCUUUCCACGGCAGGUUUCGCGGCAUUGGCCUCCUGGCCUAGUUACUCCCGUCCAAUGGUUUGCCCUUGGGGCUUUCACAGUGCUGCUUGCUGUACCCUGGUCUGUUUGCGUCGCCAGGCUGAUCAUAACAACAUCAUCGCGGCGGCCGGAAAAAAUAAAGCAGGCUUUUGCCAACCACACCGCGCCUAAGGUUGUCAUCGUCAUGCCAGUAUACCAGGAGCAUCCUUCGGAAUUGAUCAAAACCAUUGAAUCGGUGGUCAACAGCGAGUAUCCGAAAUGCCGUAUCCAUUUGUUUGUUUCAUACGACGGAGUCUCCAUGGACGAAUCCUACCUCCAGGUCAUCCACCACCUUGGGGCUCCGAUAUCAUUGGAAAGCUAUCCGCAGAGUAUCGACGUGACCUACAAGGGCGUUAAAAUUACGGUAUCUCGCUUCGUACAUGGGGGCAAGCGACACUGUCAACAACAGACAUUCAAACUUGUCGACAAAAUGUACUUCGAAUACAGCCAGCGGCACGAUGAUUUAUUUAUGUUGUUCAUUGAUUCCGACUGUUUCCUGGACAAACGUUGUUUGCAGAACUUUGUGUACGACAUGGAACUCAAGCCGGGGCGCAAGCGCAAAAUGCUAGCAAUGACGGGCAUCAUCACAUCGACCACUGAGAAAAACAAACUGUUGACCCUGCUGCAAGAUCUGGAGUAUAUCCAUGGACAGUUCUUCGAACGGUCUGUGGAGUCGGGCUGCGGCGCCGUGACCUGUCUUCCUGGCGCACUGACAAUCCUCCGAUUCUCUGCGUUCCGCAAGAUGUCCAAGUACUACUUCGCCGAUAAAGCCGAGCGAUGCGAGGAUCUCUUUGAUUAUGGGAAGUGUUACUUGGGUGAAGAUCGCUGGCUCACCCACCUCUUUAUGAUCGGCGCCAAAGAGCGCUACCAAAUCCAAUUGUGUACGACUGCAUUUUGCAAGACAACCGCAGUCCAGACAUUCUCUGCCCUGAUGAAGCAGCGACGACGAUGGUUCCUCGGCUACAUUACCAAUGAAGUUUGUUUGUUGACCGACAUCAGACUGUGGAAGCGCUAUCCCUUCUUGUGUCUCAUCCGGUUCAUGAACGAUAUGAUGCGUACAACCACGUUGCUCUUCCUCGUUCAAACGAUAUCUCUCAUCCUGACAUCAGGCCGACUUCACGGCUUACCUGUCAUCAUCAUAAGCGUGUCUUUGGUGCUCAAUUAUUCGCUCAUGUUCUAUCUGGCGAUUAGACUCAGGCGCUUGAAGGCUUUGCUCUAUUUACUGAUGUUUAUCCUCAUGCCUCUGUUCAAUUGGCUGUUCCUGGUGUACGGCAUAUUCACGUCGGGACAGCGCACGUGGGGAGGCCCUAGGGCCGAUGCCGCCAAAGCCGAUAAAUAUAUGACUCCUGAGGAGGCAGUUGAGCGAGCCAUGACCCAGGGCGACGAGCUGAAUGUGGUGGUCGACACUUUCCGGCACAAUACUGUAAAGAGAAAAGUGCCCGUCCACCCUUCGGAGAAUCUCAGAGGACGAUUUUCUGCUUCUCCGCGGCCUGGCAAUUAUCCCGUUACCAUUGUAGAUGGCACCGGGAUCCCUCUAGCUAAUGCGAUGACACCUCUUCCCAGUGUACCACGGAUAGGUGUGCACCCAGGCGGUUCUUCCGAGACAGUAUUCACGUCGGAUUCAGAAUCAACCUCCAUGUCCCUGCCACUCCCCGUGGAAGGCACCAGGGUACUUCCCCAGAGCUCGAUCGCAUGUCACCAUACGAGCAGCGCAGACGAAACAAGUCUACAAACCAGUGGAUGUCGCGAAAGACCCCAAUUGGGACACCGGAGCACUCAUGAGCUUUCUCUGUCUGUGGUUUCCACUCGAGAGCUGACGGAUGGGACACUUCGCACUUUGUCCACGCCACAAGAAUCCGGGCAUCCGCCCACCUCCAGUGUUGCGACUAGACUGUCUCGAAUGGUGCAGUGGCCUCGGCCGGGACGUCGAGCAAACAGACCGACGCGGACCCAGAUGCCAAGGGAUCCUGAGCACAUGGUCUAA